Messenger RNA from Cyprinodon tularosa, 4243 nucleotides. It is a transcript of the gene kcnk9, whose product is annotated as potassium channel, subfamily K, member 9. Gene Ontology annotation, biological process: stabilization of membrane potential; potassium ion transmembrane transport. The transcript is spliced from 2 exons. Gene Ontology annotation, molecular function: potassium ion leak channel activity. Lineage: Eukaryota; Metazoa; Chordata; Actinopteri; Cyprinodontiformes; Cyprinodontidae. Gene Ontology annotation, cellular component: membrane. The record is from RefSeq and is a predicted model, not a curated record. The coding region runs from base 957 to 2414 and encodes 485 amino acids.
GAAAGAAGAAAAACAAAGCCGAAAGAAACUCAGACCAGAGCUGAAGUGAAUCGUGACACUGGGAAACAGAAACAAACGGGAGGAGCAACGCCCACCGAUCAGUGCUCGGAUGGAGAUUUAAAGUGUAGAGCUCUCAAGAUGUGAGCAGCUCGUGACGCGCAGGGAUAACAAAAACCUUUUUUUGUUUUCUUUCCCCGCCUAGAGCACAACCCCAGGGUGCUGGUCACAAAGUCCGAGCAGGGAGCUGUGGAUGUCCGCUGAUGUGCGCAGCAGAGGAUGAGUGGCACUGCGGGCAACAAACGCGCACUCAUCCAUCCUUCUCUGUCGGAUCUGAAGAGUGUUUUUGUCUUUCAUCUCAGCCUCCUUACAUCCUGAAACGAAACAUUUCUAAAUCCGAGGAAACUAGUGAGCGCGGAACCUGUUGGCAGCGACCAUCUGUUUGCUUCCCCUCCAACUACUAUUUGGUUUAAAUUUGUAAUAAACUUAGCUGUGCGCUCGUUUUUUUUUUUCAUGAUAACCUGGGUUUUAAAUUGUGUGAGCAACACUCUCCUACUUUUUGCUCCUUUUCUUCACUCUAAGGCUGACUUCAAUCAUUUGGACGAGUCAGCACAUUUUGGAUGAGGAUGCUCACUGUUAGCGGGAAGAUUCCCGGAUUCCAUGCAAAGUAAACUGAUUUAUUUCUCUCCCCCCGCUCUGGAAGAAUGGCUCCUAAAAACAGACUGAUGAUGAUGAGAGUGAACAGGUUUAUUUCAGGCUAAAAAAAAAAACAACUUAAACCCAGGCGGAAAAAUGCCAAGUUUUAAUUCAGAUCUCGGAUAAAGUACCACGGUGGAAAAUAAUAAAUACGAGGGAAAUAGAUCUUUAAUCAGUUAGUAUUUUGUUUUGUUUUGUAAGAUCUGCACAGUUUGUUGGGGAGGACAGAGAGACCAACAGGCGAUCCUAGAAGCAGCUUGUUGAUGGCACUGCGCACAGGGAGGACUUGGUUCGGGCAGGUCUUGCGCAGGGUCUCUCGUCUGCAGGGCUCUUGGUCCAGACGAUCCAGCAGUCUGCUGUGUCUCUCCGCGAACCAGGAGCAGGAUCUGGGGGUCUGCCACCGGGAUCACUACAAAGCGGGGGACUUCGGUGCCCACAGUCCCCACAGCACCCCAGCCUCCGGGCGCUGCCCAGGCGGCUUUCCUCACGCUUGCUGCGCCUUACCGGGUCACCCGAGGGGACAUGAGACCCUCGGUCGCCGAUUCCUGUUGGCCAUGAAGCGGCAAAACGUGCGGACCCUGUCGCUCAUCAUCUGCACGUUCACGUACCUGCUGGUGGGGGCCGCCGUGUUUGACGCCCUGGAGUCCGAGUUUGAGAUGCGCGAGAAGGAACAGCUGGAGGCCGAGGAGAAGCGGCUGCAGGGGAAAUAUAACAUCAGCGAGGAUGAUUACCGUAAACUGGAGAGCAUCAUCAUGGAGGCUGAGCCCCACAGAGCCGGGGUGCAGUGGAAAUUCGCAGGCUCCUUUUACUUUGCCAUCACGGUCAUAACCACUAUAGGCUACGGGCAUGCAGCUCCUGGGACUGACGCGGGAAAGGCCUUCUGCAUGUUUUACGCUGUCCUUGGAAUCCCUUUGACUCUCGUCAUGUUCCAGAGCCUUGGCGAGAGGAUGAACACAUUCGUCAAGUACCUCCUCAAACGCAUCAAGAAAUGCUGUGGGAUGCGCAUCACAGACGUGUCCAUGGAGAACAUGGUGACCGUAGGAUUUUUCUCCUGCAUCGGCACGCUCUGCAUUGGAGCCGCUGCUUUCUCUCAUUAUGAGGACUGGAGCUUCUUUCAGUCCUACUAUUACUGCUUCAUUACAUUAACAACAAUAGGCUUUGGGGACUUUGUGGCCCUUCAAAAGAACCGGGCCCUACAGAAGAAGCCCCUGUACGUGGCCUUUAGUUUCAUGUAUAUCCUUGUGGGCCUGACAGUCAUCGGAGCCUUCCUGAACCUGGUCGUGCUCCGUUUUCUGACUAUGAACAGCGAGGACGAGCGGCGGGAUGCAGAGGAACGUGCGUCCCUCGCAGGGAAUCGCAACAGCAUGAUUAUUCACAUCCAGGACGAAUCGCUGCAGCGGAGCCGGCGACGACGAGAGCCAUACAGGACGGAGGUGACCGACCUGCAGUCGGUGUGCCCGUGCAUGCACUACCGCUCGCACGACUACGGCAGCUCCGGCGGCGGGAUCGGAGGCCUGGGCUGUGCCUUUUCCCAUCAGAACUCGUUCAGCUCGCAGCUAAACCGCAAUCAGUACUUUCACUCGGUUUCCUACAGGAUUGAGGAGAUCUCGCCCAGCACGUUGAAGAACAGCCUCCUCCCUUCGCCCAUCAGUUCAGUUUCUCCUGGCCUUCACAGCCUCACAGACAAUCACCAGCUCAUGAGGAGAAGGAAAUCUAUCUAAAGCUCCGCACUCACAGGACCAGUGAGUUUUUAUGUUUUAUACACACUAGGUCAAACAUUUUCAAUGCUGCUCUUCACCAGAUUUUCAUUUUAGCACUUUUUUCCCUUCCUGGUUUGGUAAUAUGAAAUAAACGUUUUGCUGGGAACAGAUAAAGACGAUUGGGCUGAACAGGAAGAGUUGGACCCAAGAGGAUGCAAAGCAUGAAGCAUGGAUGUCUAUUUUUUCAAGAAUUGAUUUAAAGAGACUCUACGUGAACAAUAAAACUUGACUUAUUACAGAUUUACAUUAUAAAAUGAAUACAUGAACUUUGGUUACGUAUAAAACGAUGCACACUGGGGAAAUGCUAUUUUUCAAAGGGAGUUUGCUUGUUUCACUCUAACUUGAAGAGAUAUUUGUCAUGACGUAUUAUCCCAUUGCCUCGCUGCAGACAGAGAUUUCAAAAAUGUUCUAAAGCAUCAGGUAUUAUUUUCAAUAAGCAAUCAUUUACUUUAAUGGUUUCAACUCAUAUUAAGCCAAAAUAUUGUUGCCAAUAUUAGCAUGUGACUUAGAUGUCAUUUACUUGUAGGCCAUGUUUUUCUUUUUUUUUUUGUUGAUUUUUGUUUUUUAUGGUUGGUAAAGUGUCUUUUGUGUAUAAAUCAAAGGAUCAUACUGCUGUUAUUGAUACUUCCUGCUGAUCUAAAAAGCAUCGGAUUGGGUUUGGAUAGCUUUAAAUUCACUUGCAGCCUUUUCAACUCAACAGUGACCUAAAAGGAAAGUCAACCACAGCACUAUGCCAGUUUCUAGCUCUAGGGUCUUCCCAUCCAAGCAAUUGAUUUUGUAACAUUAUGUUCAGAAUGUGUUGAUGAAUAUUUAUUAUCAUAUGAACAAUACGGAAAUGCAGUUAGGAUAUGGUACAACAUUUAUUGGGCAUUUUUGUUUUGUAAAUUUGGAAAAAACUAAAUAGGACCUUGGUUGCACGCUACAGUAUUCAGCACCAUUGAACUCCUUGGUUCAGAUCGUGGCACGUGCCUUUUAAUCAGGAGUUCCUCACCAUGCAUGCAUAAGUCGGCAUGAUGCACACUUCUUUCCUGCCACAGUCCAGAAAGGUGCAUGUCAGUUGAGUUUGCAUCGUUAAUCUGCCCUUAGGUGUGAAUAGCUGUUAAUUGUGAGUGGUGGUCAUGUGACAUACAGCUGAUGGACUUGCUCCCAGAUGGCAGUAUACCUUUAAGGCUGAUUUAUACUCCAGGUCGUCUGCAUGUGUGUCGCAGUGAAUGCAAAUGUGUCCCUGCCACUUCUGUAAACACUCUGCAUCACCUCUCCAAAAUCGUAGGUGACCGCAGACAGUGGGCCUCUUAUUGGUCUAAUCAACGUCCGCUCUACACUAUGCGUAUUUCCUGUUUGGUACCUUACCGGCUUGUUUUGUCUGUAUGACCGUCAUUGCGGAAAAAGACUCAUGAAGUAGGACCAGCUAGAAGAGCGCGCGAGAACACUGGUACCUUUUUCCCACCUGGAUCCCCGCUCUUUUUCGCCAUCCAUUUGUCGCAAAAACUUGCCCCCACUUCCUCACCGCCUUGGCAUUAUCUAGACCCACAGCUAGUUCGUGAUUGACCCUCUUGGGUUGUGGCAUGUAAUAAAAUAGGCCAGACCACGCUUCAAUAUUGGGCAUAAAUCAAAAAUAUCUGUGACAAGCUCACUGCGACACACUGCGCUCACUGCCAAGACUGCUAUUUUCCCCCUUGGAUUGAAUGAGGAACCUUAGUGAGUUUCUCACCAUAAAGUUGGAUUAUGGGUUUAAUCAAGCAAACUGGCUACAUUUUCAGACACCAAUUAAAAGCCACAAUUCACUCAAA